This is a messenger RNA of Lolium perenne, 697 nucleotides long. RefSeq lists its product as uncharacterized. Lineage: Eukaryota; Viridiplantae; Streptophyta; Magnoliopsida; Poales; Poaceae. The record is from RefSeq and is a predicted model, not a curated record.
UGGAGAAGGCGGCGAGGGGGAGAAGAGAGAGAGAGAGAGAUGUCGAUCCUGUGGGAGAAGAGCUCGGCAUGGCGGUGGCUGGUGGGGCGGACGAGGGAUUCGAAGCCCUUCUUCUUCACCUUCGCGGCUCUCUGCGGCGUCGUCCCCGGCGUGGUGGGCUACGGCGUGAUGCAGCUCACCAGCUCCCGCAACGACAAGCUCGAGGCCCACCUCCGCUCCAACGCCCGCCCGGAGACCACGAUGAUGGGACAAGUGAACAGGGAGAGGCUGGCAGAGUUUCUCGGUGAGAUACAAAGGAAAGAGGACACAAAUGACAGAUACGUCGCUGCUCUUAAAGGGGAGACACUGACAAGGAAACGCUAUGAACGAAUUCAGCCUGUCCAUCAGCAACCCGCUCAGGAGAAUGCAAAGGACCAUCAAGCUACCCAGGAGAAGGGCAAGGCUAAGUGAACAUAAAUGAGCUGUAGCUCUAAAAAAAUUAUGAAGGGAGGUUUAUGUGUCAUAUUUCCUCUUUAUGAGAUAGUGGAAGUAGCAUUAGCGGGACAAGUAAACUCCUUUUCAAGUCUUAUCUUUGGCAACUUUUGAUUAGUUCCGAUGCCCUUAUAGCAAGAAUGAUGCAGGAGCAAGAAAGUAUGUUUCAUCUGCCUUUCCAGAUUCUCGCUAUUCAAAUAACACGGAUAUCAAAUUCAAUUCAUAA